Trifolium pratense (red clover) is the source of this 2874-nucleotide messenger RNA. Its product is annotated as inactive TPR repeat-containing thioredoxin TTL3-like. Lineage: Eukaryota; Viridiplantae; Streptophyta; Magnoliopsida; Fabales; Fabaceae. The record is from RefSeq and is a predicted model, not a curated record. Gene Ontology annotation, cellular component: cytoplasm. Gene Ontology annotation, molecular function: protein binding. Bases 1804 to 2439 code for a protein of 211 amino acids. The transcript has 3 exons.
AGCUAUCGACAUAAGCAGAUAUAGUUAAAACAGAAAUGUUAUAGGGACACAAACCCCCAACAAAAAUACAACACAUCAAGGGUACAUUUGUCAUUUUGCUCAUCAAAUGAUGUCACUUUUCUUUUAUUUUUUAUCUAUUUCUUUACCACAGGCAGAAAGAGAAAGAAGAACAACUUGCUCUCACCAUUCACCACCCCUCUUCUCCCUCUCUCUGCUAAACCCCUCUUCUCCCUCCACCACCAUUCAUCGAUGCCACCGAUCUCCCUCCACCACCAAACAAUCAUACCGCCCCUAUUCUCCCUCCAUGCCGUCAAUGCUUCUUCAUAACUCGACCCCUCUCUCUCUUGCGAUUUUGAGAAAUCAAAAGGUUUGUUUCUUCUCCUUGUUAGGGUUUUAGAUUUAAUUUUUUGUUCCUUUCAAGUUUAAGAGUGAACUAGUAACUUUGGCCUUCUUGUAAGCCUAGGAACUCAUUCUUCCAUUAAUUAAUGAGGUUUCAAUUUUGUGUAAUCGGUCUGUUCUGUUUUUUAUGUUUAUAUUAUUUGAAAGGAUAAAAGGUUUUGUGUUUUGGUUCAAGCAAUAUUAUUUGAAACCAUAAUCAGUUUGUUCUGUUCUGUUUCAAUUUUGUAUGUAAUAUUUGUUAAAAUCUAAUAAUUUCAUGUGAACCUCUUUUCAAUGUUAUUGGUGGAACAGGGCGGUGGUGAGUGAGAUUAUUGAAUGAAAACAAUUGUUUGAUCUACAAGUGACCACACUGGUUUGGGAAUUUGGAAUCAUUUAUCAAUUUUGUUGAUUUUUAAUUUUAUUUCUUUGACCUUGUUAUUCUGGUUUUCUUACAAUGCUAAUGUUUAUUUGGGAUAAAGUUGAUUCCUUGGCUAUUACACGGACACGAAACUAACACGUAGACACCUAUAAUAAUUUAAUAAAAUUAGUUGAAUGUAAAUACAUGUAUCUGUGUUUUGUCGGUGUCCAAGACCGACACAUUUCAAACAAUGGAGGUGCCGUAUAUCUAGUUAACAAGUCAAUCUGUUGUAAAAAUUGGUUGGGUAGAAGACAAACUUGUGAGUUGAGUUGUGAUUUAAUGUUUGCUUUUGAUUGUUUUUGCUUUUGGUUAUUGUUGAAGACACAUCUGUGGUAGUAAUAGCCAACUCUUGCUCAGGAAUAGUAACAAUGGAAUACUACUCGAGAGAGUGAAAGAGGGAAUAAUCAGAGAGAUGAGAUAAGAAAUUGGUUGUUGAAAUAUUGGAUUACUAUUAUUUCAUUUUCCAUCAGGGCUAGUAGCAAAUUAGUUACAACAACUUACUACUCUUUGCCACAGUAAAGGAAAACUAGCACUAACUAGCCACCUCAUCUUCUAGAAGUUAAAAGAUAAAAGGAAUGGCUAAAUUAUAAAUUGCAAAUAUCUAAAACAAUUGAAGUGAAAUUAAGGUUUAUUUUAGAUAAGUAACAUUGUAAUAAUAAAAUUAUAAUCUUGUAGGGAAGUAAAUUUUGAUGAGGGUGAGCUUACAGAGAAAGGUUAAUCAUUGGUAUGUUAUUUGCAUUGUGUAUUGUACUUAUGUUGUAGUAGUGGAGUAAGAGUUACAAUAUUGUGUGGUUUACUUCAGUGCUGCUAUUUGUUUCUUCGGAUAAGUAGAUUCGGUGAUUUGUUGUUGUUGUGUGGAAUUGGCAGCCUUAGUUAUUAGCAGUGCGAUUUUAUAGAAAAUUACAGUUUCAUUUGUUAGAUUACAAGUUGUUGUCAAUGUGCAUGUGUUUAUCCUUCUCCAUUGUAGUUGCUGAAUCAAUCGGUAUUUUGGAUGGGAGAGUUAUAAGAUGUUUAAUGAAUCAUUGGUUGUCCAAGAAAGUUUACUUUGUGAGAUUUUGUGGAGGUUGUUCUCCGGUGCUUUGUGCAUUUGGCGUGGAUUUGCGGAGGCGUUAUCUUUGUAUGAUGCAGCUAUUGCAAUUGAUCCUAAAAAGGCUGCUUAUAGAAGUAACAGAAGUGCUGCUUUAACUGCUCUUGGUAGGCUUCUUGAAGCUUUGUUUGAAUGUAGGGAAGCUAUUCAAAUUGAUCCUCAUUAUCAUCGAUCUCAUCAUCGUUUAGGAAGUUUGCAUUUUAGAUUAGGAGAAACAGAUAAGGCCCUUUAUCAUUAUAAACAAGCAGGGCCAGAGGCUGAUCCUGAUGAAGUUGCUAAAGUGAAGAUUCUUCAAGCUCAUUUAAAUAAGUGCACCGAGGCUCAAAGGGUAGGAGAUUGGAACAAACUUGUGGUCGAGACCUCCAACACUAUAUCAGCUGGUGCAGAUUCUGCUCCACAGGAAAAUGUCAAAAUCAAGCACCCUCAAUUGUUGACGAACAAAGGUUUCACAACUCAAAGGCAAAAUAGGCAUUGGGACUACUAUCAAGAAUUUGAAGUUUUUCAUUGGCAAAGGAUAAAUACAAAACGAUGGGAGUUGGACUAUUUGGAAGGCUAAAAAUGGUACUGUUUUUGCUAAUGUAGUGAAGGACCUUUAGCAAACGGGUGUUUUUUAAUGGUGUUGCUGUGUUUCUUUUGCUCGUGCUUUAGUGCAAUGCUUUUGGAGUGGAUGUUGGCUACAUUCCAGGGUGUUUGGAAGUUGUUCACUAGCUUUGAUUUUGUUGAGAACUGCAUGUAUCUGUUGGCCUUCUUGUGCGCUCCAGGGCUUGCAAGGUUAUUUUUUGGUUUUGUGCUUGGUGGUAUGUUGACUGUGUAUCUCGUCAGUUUGUGUGGGAUGCUUUUUGUUUUGGUUGAAGCUAUUUUAGAGUUUCUAUCUUAGUAUUUUGGUUUGUGCUAAUUUUUGUAACAGGGAAGAGUUUCAUUAACAUAUAAUUUUGUUUUAACUUUAUCUUCUAUAAACAAUCAGAAAUGUGUCUCAUGUACAAUUUCACUA